Acinonyx jubatus (cheetah) is the source of this 2989-nucleotide messenger RNA. RefSeq names its product golgi associated, gamma adaptin ear containing, ARF binding protein 1 (gene GGA1). Gene Ontology annotation, molecular function: small GTPase binding; phosphatidylinositol binding; ubiquitin binding. Lineage: Eukaryota; Metazoa; Chordata; Mammalia; Carnivora; Felidae. The coding region runs from base 188 to 2098 and encodes 636 amino acids. Gene Ontology annotation, cellular component: trans-Golgi network. The transcript has 17 exons. The record is from RefSeq and is a predicted model, not a curated record. Gene Ontology annotation, biological process: intracellular protein transport; vesicle-mediated transport.
GGUUGGGAGAGCAGGUGACGCUCUAGGCGAGCUCGUACGAGUCUCUAUGGUGCCGAGCGCUCCUGUGCGCCGCUCCCGCGAGUCCGGGCGGACGUUGCCCCUUUAAUCGGCGGAGGGCGGUGCCGAGGAGGUCCCGCGAGAGCGGCGGGGGGCGGGGGGCGGUGCCGAGGCUGGGGGCCUGUGGCGGAUGGAGCCCGCGAUGGAGCCGGAGACUCUGGAGGCGCGAAUCAACAGAGCCACAAACCCCCUGAACAAGGAGCUGAAUUGGGCCAGCAUCAACGGCUUCUGCGAACAGCUCAACGAGGACUUUGAGGGGCCCCCGCUUGCCACCCGGCUGUUGGCUCACAAGAUCCAGUCACCGCAGGAGUGGGAAGCGAUCCAGGCGCUGACGGUACUGGAAACGUGCAUGAAGAGCUGCGGCAAGAGGUUCCACGAUGAGGUGGGCAAGUUCCGCUUCCUCAACGAGCUCAUCAAGGUCGUGUCUCCCAAGUACCUGGGCUCUCGGACGUCAGAGAAGGUGAAGAACAAGAUCUUGGAGCUCCUUUACAGCUGGACAGUCGGCCUGCCCGAGGAGGUGAAGAUUGCAGAGGCCUACCAGAUGCUGAAGAAGCAGGGGAUCGUGAAGUCAGACCCCAAGCUUCCAGAUGAUGCUGCCUUUCCCCUUCCUCCUCCACGACCCAAGAAUGUGAUCUUUGAAGAUGAGGAGAAGUCUAAGAUGCUGGCCCGCUUGCUGAAGAGCUCCCACCCCGAGGACCUCCGAGCAGCCAACAAACUCAUCAAGGAGAUGGUUCAGGAGGACCAGAAGCGGAUGGAGAAGAUCUCAAAGCGGGUGAGUGCCAUCGAGGAGGUGAACAACAACGUGAAGCUACUGACGGAGAUGGUGAUGAGCCACAGCCAGGGCGGCGCUUCUGCCCGCAGCAGUGAGGACCUCAUGAAGGAGCUGUACCAGCGCUGUGAGCGGAUGCGGCCCACGCUCUUCCGACUGGCGAGUGACACAGAAGACAAUGAUGAGGCCCUAGCCGAGAUCUUGCAGGCCAACGACAACCUCACCCAGGUCAUCAACCUGUACAAGCAGCUGGUGAGGGGCGAGGAGGUCAACGGUGACGCCGCAGUGGGCUCCAUUCCGGGGAGCACCUCGGCCCUGCUGGACCUCUCAGGCCUGGAUCUCCCUCCCGCGGGCACCACCUACCCAGUCAUGCCCACCCGCCCCGGUGACCCGGUCAGCCCCGAGCAGCCUAGCACCUCCGUUUCCCUGCUCGACGAUGAGCUCAUGUCUCUGGGCCUAAGCGAUCCCACACCCCCUUCGGGCCCAGGCUUGGAUGGUGCUGGAUGGAAUAGCUUCCAGUCAUCUGAUGGCGCAGAACCCCCCGCCCCGCCUCGGGUCCCCAGCGCGGAUAGCCAGCCCCCGGCACCGAUGUCUCUGCCGGCGAGCAGCGGUCUGGACGACCUGGACCUCCUGGGGAAGACCCUCCUGCAGCAGUCCCUGCCCCCGGAGUCCCAACAAGUGCGGUGGGAGAAGCAGCAGCCAGCCCCCCGGCUCACACUCCGGGACCUACAGAAUAAAAGCAACUGCAGCUCAACCAGCUCCAGUGCCACCGGCCUCCUCCACGCGGCGUCCCCCGAGCCCCCUGGGCCUCCGCAGCAGCCCACGACGACCGAGCUGUCGCUGGCCAACAUCACUGUGCCCCUGGAGUCCAUCAAACCCAGCAGCAUCUUGCCAGUGACGGUGUAUGACCAGCAUGGCUUCCGGGUCCUCUUCCACUUUGCCCGCGACCCGCUGCCCGGACGCUCGGACGUGCUGGUGGUGGUGGUGUCCAUGCUGAGCACCGCCCCCCAGCCCAUUCGCAACAUCGUUUUCCAGUCGGCUGUCCCCAAGGUCAUGAGAGUAAAGCUGCAGCCGCCCUCAGGCACGGAGCUGCCGGCGUUUAACCCCAUCGUCCACCCCUCGGCUAUCACCCAGGUCCUGCUUCUCGCCAACCCCCAGAAGGAGAAGGUUCGCCUCCGCUACAAGCUUCUCUUCACCAUGGGCGACCAGACCUACAACGAGAUGGGGGAUGUGGACCAGUUCCCCCCACCUGAGACCUGGGGAAGCCUCUAGAACAGGGAGGGGCGGGGGAGAGGAGGGGGGAACAGGACUGGCCACUGUCUGGCCUGCGGGGGGAAGGCCGUGGUGGCCUAGGACACCCUAUGUUCCCACGGCGACAUCCCCUGGGCCUGGUGCUUCUCCCCUCACCCCUGCGGCCCUCUCCUUACUCGUCUCCUCCCCUGCGCAGAUGGACCCAGCCGAAGACUGGGCCUGGGUUUGCACUGCUGGGGACCUUGGCCACAGGGGAGAGCCUAGAGCAGGGAACGGCUGUCUGGCCCUGGAAGGACUUGGGGUCAUGGGGGAGAAGCAUGGCUGUCGGGCAGGGGCCAGGACCUCAGGCCCAGCCCUGACCCCAGCCUGGGGUGGGGUCAUCCCCACCCGUCUCUUAUGCCUUAUGGGAAGGCCCAGCCAUAACUUGGGGGCCAUGCUGGAGCGGGAACCAGCUCAGGCCUCCUCCGUAGGAACCGGGUGACUGGCGGGGGGGUGACGCCUGCACCCCCAGCUCUUUGCACUCUCUGCUGUGUGGUUUGACUCUCUUUGCUUUUCUUUCUCAGUGGCCCUGUGGUCACCAUCUCAGGGGGCCCGGUUGGGGGAGCCCCACCCGUCCCCCACUCCUCGUGGGGCUUUCGCUCCACCCGCCCGCCCCCUUGGCCAUCAGGCUUCUUGCGGGGCUGUGGGGGCUGUGACUGCUGGCCCCCCGAAGGUCACGCCAGAGCCGGGUGGCCCCAGCUGGAGGCUCAGGGCCACUGGGGUUCCCGGGGCGUCCCCUUCAGUCCCUGGCCUCUGCCGGGGCCUCCUGUGGGCAGCUCACCUCUGCCCGUCCGUCUGUCUGUGGGCAGAGUGGGGUCCGCGUGUGAGUGAGAGCGGGAGUAUUUAUGGAAAUAAAACGUCCUUUUUCCUGGA